Messenger RNA from Rubroshorea leprosula, 5087 nucleotides. The record is from the annotation of a GenBank genome assembly. Lineage: Eukaryota; Viridiplantae; Streptophyta; Magnoliopsida; Malvales; Dipterocarpaceae.
CUGUGUGGAUCAAUCUGGAGGUAGUUGAAGCUCCAGUCUUCACAUGGAAUCAGCUUCGAGCACAGCUUCAAUGGAGGAACUCCGAUACUGAAAAUUGAAAAAUAAAGAGAAAAUGGAAGAGAAAGAAGCUUGUUUCGAGUGCCUCCAGCGCCGAAUUGAAUCUGAUUUCUCAGAACAAUUAGUUUUCUCCUAUGGUGUUUCCGAUUCACCUCUUCCGUUCGGUUCCUCCGCCGUUGUUCAGAUGCCUAAUUCAAGCGGGGAGCCUUCAGCUGCAGCUUCUCAAUUCGUUUUAGUGUAUUUGCCCAGUGACGAGCAGGAUUGCUUGAGUAAAUAUGUUGAUGAAUAUAUCAAUGAAAAUCCUGUGGGAAGCAAUAAAAGUGGGAGUGCUGGUCUACUAUCAUCAGAAGGAAAUGGAGUUGAGAUGAAGACCAAUGUUGGGAGUGACAAGACUACUAAUGUAUCUGAUUCCUUACUAAACAAAUCUAGUUCUUUGUCUAAUGGUGGCAAAAAAGCAUCAGUAGGUGGGAUGGGAUAUGAAAAUGGCAGUUGUGACCACUUUUCUUGGUUUUCUUACUCAAGGAAAAUCACUGCAUUGGCCUCAAUUGCUUAUGUUGGUGUUUGCUCGUAUUCUAUAUUUGAAGAGCUUGCAUCUAGCUUCUUGUCUGGGAAUUUGGAAGAUCAUAUAUUGUGUUCGCUUAAUCUGCUGAUACAGGGAAAAGCUUCAGGACGAGAUAGUUUAAACUUUCUUCGUCUAGUUGGAAUACCAUCAUUUGAUGAGAAUAGCAUCCCUGGUUGCUUAAGGCACCCAAACAUAGCUCCUAUUCUUGGAUUACUGAAAACUUCUAAUCAUGAUAUUAAUUUAGUGCUUCCAAAAACUCCAUAUACCUUGGAAAAUGUUCUUCAUUACAGCCCAAAUGCCUUAAUGUCUGAGUGGCAUAUAAGAGUGAAUUGCUGCAUGGGAUGUUGUUCUUCCCGAGACCUAUAUGCUGGCUUGAAGCUUUCCCCAUCUUUAGAUUGGCAUUCUCAGUUCAAUAGAUGGUGGAGGGGAGAGUUAAGUAAUUUUGAUUAUCUGCUCUUCUUAAACCGACUUGCUGGGAGAAGGUGGGGAGACCACACGUUUCAUCCAGUAAUGCCUUGGGUAAUAGAUUUUAGCACAAAACCUGAUGAGAACUCUGAUUCAGGGUGGCGGGAUUUAAGCAAGAGCAAAUGGCGGUUGGCAAAAGGUGAUGAGCAGUUGGACUUCACUUAUUCAACUUCUGAAGUACCACAUCAUGUUUCAGAUGAGUGUCUAUCUGAGUUGGCUGUCUGCAGCUACAAAGCAAGGAGGUUGCCUUUAAGUGUUCUACGAAUGGCUGUUCGUUCUGUAUAUGAACCUAAUGAGUAUCCUUCUACCAUGCAAAGACUUUAUCAAUGGACACCUGAUGAGUGCAUCCCAGAAUUUUACAGUGAUCCUCGUCUAUUUUAUUCUCAGCACUCUGGUAUGACCGAUCUGGCUGUCCCUUCAUGGGCAGAUAGUCCUGAAGAAUUCAUUAAAUUGCAUUGUGCUGCACUAGAAAGCAAUCGAGUCUCAUGCCAUAUCCAUCAUUGGAUAGAUAUAACCUUUGGAUACAAAAUGUCAGGACGGGCAGCUAUUGAUGCCAAGAAUGUGAUGCUGUCUUCAUCAGAGCCCACAAAGCCAAGGUCAGUUGGACGCCGUCAGCUCUUUACUCAACCUCAUCCUGCACGCCGAGGUGUUACCCUGCAAAAUCAUGAUAACGCUUCCUGUUUAGAAGAGUUAGAAGAAGCAUCUGCAUUUUCUGAACAUGCCAGGCAUUUGAGUCCUUGCUAUAAUUAUGAUAAAGAAGAGUUUCUGAAGCAAAGAUCUUCUCCAGGAGAGUUCUGCCUUAAUAAUUUGAAUCGAAGUGCACUUAACCCACCUUAUAUUGGUAAUUACCAUGGGUUUCCAUCUGCUGUUGAUUCCAACUAUCUUCUUGAGCGUAUAGCAGAGGAGGAUGAAGGUUCUAUAGGAUAUCAAGAGUUAUUUCUUUGGAGGCAGAAAACAUCUUAUUCAAGGUUGUUCUCCAAAGAUGCUGCAGCAGACAUAUUUUCUUUGGGUUGUCUCUUAGCGGAACUUUAUUUGAGGAGGCCACUCUUUGAUUCUACUUCGUUGGCCAUGUACCUGGACAGUGGUGUCUUACCUGGACUGAUGCUGGAACUUCCACCUCAUGCCAAAUUACUAGUUGAAGCGUGCAUUGAGAAAGAGUGGAAAAGGAGACCAUCAGCAAAAAGCCUUUUGGAUUCUCCAUAUUUUCCUCAAACAGUAAAGUCAGCCUACUUGUUUACUGCUCCACUUCAACUUAUUGCAAAUGAUGGAUCCAAACUAUGCUAUGCUGCAAACUUUGUAAAACGAGGAGCCCUGAAAGCAAUGGGAACUUUGGCUGCUGAAAUGUGUGUGUCAUACUGUUUGCCACUUGCAGUGUCACCUUCAUCUGAUAAAGAAGCUGAAUGGGCUUAUAUACUGCUGAAAGAAUUUAUAAAAUGUUUGACUCCACAAGCAGUGAAGAAAUAUGUUUUGCCCUCUAUCCAGAAGAUCCUUCAGGCUACAGGCUAUUCUCAUUUGAAAGUUUCUCUUCUCCAAGACACUUUUGUUCAAGAAAUAUGGAACCGGAUUGGGAAGCAAUCAUAUCUGGAAAUGAUACAUCCUCUGGUUAUAUCAAAUCUAUACACUUCUCCUCACAAGAGUUCAGCUGGUGCUGCUUCUGUACUGCUAAUUUGCUCCAGUGAAGAGCUUGGUGUACCUAUUACUGUUAAUCAGACCAUCUUGCCUCUAAUUCAUUGCUUUGGGAAAGGACUCUGCCCUGAUGGAAUUGACGUGCUUGUCCGAACUGGUGGCCUUUUGGGUGAGUUCUUUGUUGUCAGGCAGAUACUACCUUUGCUUAAAAAUGUAGCCUGCUCCUGCGUUAAUACUUCUUAUAUGAAUAAGCCUGAGCCUGUGCAGAGCUGGAGUGCUCUGGUGCUUAUUGAUUGUCUAAUGACAUUAGAUGGUCUAGUUGCCUUCUUGCCAAGGGAGGUGGUUGUAAAGGAGCUGAUUGAAGGUCAGAGUUGCUUACCUGUUAUGGUUCUCAUGCAGAAAUGUCUGGAGAUUUCAGUGCAUCAGGUUGCUUCUUCAACUCUCAUGGCAAUUUGUCAGAGGAUUGGACCAGAGUUAACUGUGUUGCAUGUCUUGCCCCAGCUUAAGGAGUUAUUUGAUGAGCUUGCCUUCUCACCAGAACGUUCCAGUAGUUCUGGUUCUGUUGGUCGAAGCUUGAAGAUAUCAAGACCUAAAGUUGAUGGCGAGUCUCCAGUUGCAAGCCGUAUGGAUAUUGUGUUGCUUCUGUAUCCAUCUUUUGCGUCCCUACUUGGGAUAGAGAAACUUCGUCAAGGUUGUGCCACUUGGUUGCUUCUGGAGCAGUUUCUUCUACGUUCUCAUAAUUGGAAGUGGGAAUAUACAGGAGAAUUGUCUCGGAGUAGUACAGAGUAUAUAACUGCAAAAAGGCCUGGAUUAAUCAAAGGCUCAGCAUCUGAAUAUAGUCCUGCUAAAAUGUUGCUUAAUGGGGUUGGCUGGUCAAUUCCACAAUCUCAGGGGAGCAGAAGUGCCAAAAACUUGAUGCCUCAGAAACGUUUUACCAAUAUUCAACAAAGUGCAGUCGAAAGGCAUGAAACAACUUCAAGCUUUUUGAAGACUGAACCUUGGUUUUGGUUCCCUAGUCCAGCUGCUAGCUGGGAUGGUCCUGACUUCCUAGGGCGUUUCGGUGGUCCAAAAGAUGAAUUUCCGUGGAAGAUCCGUGCAUCUGUUGUAUCCUCCAUUCGUGCUCAUCAUGGGGCAUUAAGAUCUUUAGCAGUUUGCCAAGAUGAGAGUACAGUUUUCACUGCAGGCAUUGGUCCAGGAUUCAAAGGAACUGUUCAGAAGUGGGAUUUGACAAGAAUAAAUUGUGUAUCUGGCUAUCAUGGUCAUGAGGAGGUUGUAAAUGACAUUUGUAUCUUGUCAUUGAGUGGACGGAUGGCAUCAUGUGAUGGAACUAUACAUGUUUGGAAUAGCCAAACGGGGAAACUGAUCUCUUUAUUUUCUGAACCAUCAUUGGAUUCUCCACAUCUUUCAAGCUCUUUGUCUUCUCCAUUGAAGGUCAAUACUGAACAUAGUGAUAUGUUGAAUUCCAAUACACUAUCAAGUGGAGUUUUGACUAGUGCACUUGAUGGGAGCUUGUAUACUUGCAUGCAUUACCUGGAAUUUGCUGAAAUGCUUGUAGCGGGCACUGGAAAUGGUUCUCUAAGAUUUAUUGAUGUUUCUCGAGGUCAAAAACUUCAUUUGUGGAAAGGAGAAUUUAUUGAAUCUCCAUUUCCCUCUAUUGUCUCUGCCAUAUCUUCACGUGGAUCUGACAAACUGCAAGCGGGUGGGGGUGGAGCUUUUGCUUCACCAUCUUGGAUUGCAACUGGAUUAAGUUCUGGUCAUUGUAAGGUAUUUGACUUUAGGAGUGGAAAUGUUAUUUCUUCUUGGAGAGCUCAUGAUGGAUAUGUGACAAAGUUGGCUACUCCGGAGGAGCAUUUGCUUAUUUCGAGUUCUCAUGACAAAACUUUGAGAAUUUGGGACUUAAGGAGAAAAUUGUCUUCACCUUUGACUGUUUUCAAAGGACAUACAGAUGCAGUUUCUGGUUUCUCAAUUUGGGGCCAGGAUGUUAUUUCAAUUUCCAAAAAUAAGAUUGGACUUUCAUCUUUGUCUAAAUUCACUGACGAAGAUGGGCAGCAACGCAUUACACCACAGAAACUGUAUAUGGCAGAUAAUGGAAGUAGAAACGUUUCAGUGCUGUCAAGUAUUUGUAUUCUACCCUUCUCGCGGUUGUUUCUUGUUGGGACAGAAGAUGGCUAUAUGAGAAUUUGUUGCUGAGUUGUAUAUUUUUGUACAUUAUUUUCUCCUAAUCUCUGUGAUAUGAAUGAAAGUUAAUCAUAUGCCACGGAGAAAAUCCCUUAUUUUUUAUUCUUUUAAUAUUAUCAUUAUUUUAUGUAGUUCUUGGUUGUUGAUUGAAUAACUUCAUCUUUACAAAAGAUUGGUGUAUGACUGGUAUUGCAUAACU